Messenger RNA from Chanos chanos (milkfish), 2011 nucleotides. RefSeq names its product RNA guanylyltransferase and 5'-phosphatase (gene rngtt). Bases 177 to 1973 code for a protein of 598 amino acids. The transcript has 16 exons. Gene Ontology annotation, biological process: protein dephosphorylation; 7-methylguanosine mRNA capping. Lineage: Eukaryota; Metazoa; Chordata; Actinopteri; Gonorynchiformes; Chanidae. Gene Ontology annotation, molecular function: mRNA 5'-triphosphate monophosphatase activity; mRNA guanylyltransferase activity; ATP binding. The record is from RefSeq and is a predicted model, not a curated record.
AAGCAGUGAAAUCGUCAUAUUAUUCGUCAAAAUUUUGAAGGCCCGGACGGCGGAUCACAGGAAGACUCUAGCCCGCGCUAGAGGGCUGAUCUCCGGUCCAGCCUCAAACGGAUGCUCGUUUAGCUGUAGCUAUACUGUUUCGUUGCGGGACCCUAUAACAGCUAAAACCAGAGACUAUGUCUCACACAGGACCACCUCCUCGGUGGCGGAAUUGUCCAAGAAGAGGACAACCUGUAGCUGGUAAAUUCUUGCCAAUGAAAACGAUGUUAGGCCCAAAGUAUGAUGACAAAGUUCCCGAAGAGAAUAGGUUUCAUCCAAGUAUGCUGUCCAACUAUUUAAAGAGCUUGAAGGUCAAAAUGGGGUUGCUUGUUGACUUGACAAACACCACCCGUUUUUAUGAUCGGACAGAAAUUGAAAAAGAAGGGAUCAAAUAUGUGAAGAUGCAGUGCAAAGGCCAUGGUGAAUGCCCCACUGUAGAAACUACAGAGAUGUUCAUCAGACUGUGUGAGCACUUCAUCGAGAAGUCUCCCACUGAACUUAUAGGUGUCCAUUGCACCCACGGCUUCAAUAGGACAGGCUUUUUGAUCUGUGCCUACCUGGUGGAGAAGAUGGACUGGAGCAUCGAGGCGGCUGUGGCGGCAUUUGCUAAGGCACGAGCUCCUGGCAUCUACAAGGGCGAAUACCUGAAGGAGCUGUUCCGACGCUACGGCGACGUAGAGGACACGCCCCCAGCGCCCGCGCUUCCUGAUUGGUGCUUCGAUGACGACGACGGCGAAGUAGACGACGACGGCAACGUGAUUGGCCAGGAGUCUGGUCCCAGUUCUUCAGGCUCCAACACAGGGAAGAGAAGGAAAGAAAAACUAAAACUGGGUGCAGUGUUUCUAGAAGGGGUGUCAGUGAAGGGAGUCACUCAGGUCACCACACAGCCAAAGCUGGGAGAGAUACAGAGGAAGUGCCAACAGUUUGCUGAAUGGGAAAAGUCGGGAUUUCCAGGAGCUCAGCCUGUGUCCAUGGACAGGAGGAACAUUCAUUUUUUAGAACAGAACGCGUACAAGGUCAGCUGGAAGGCUGACGGCACACGUUAUAUGAUGCUGAUCGACGGGAAAAAUGAGGUUUACAUGAUUGACAGAGACAACAGCGUCUUCCAUAUAGCCAAUCUGGAGUUUCCCUUCCGGAAGGAUCUACGUGAACACCUCUCCAACACAUUACUUGAUGGUGAGAUGAUUAUCGACAAGGUUAACGGACAGCCAGUACCACGUUACCUGAUUUAUGACAUCGUCAAAUUCAAAGGUCAGCCCGUGGGCCAGUGCGAUUUUAACAUGAGGUUGAUGUGCAUCGAGAAGGAGAUCAUCUUCCCUCGUAUGGAGAAGAUGAAAAUGGGACAGAUAGACAAAUCCAAGGAGCCUUUCAGCGUCAGAAACAAGCCGUUCUUCGACAUCCACGCGGCGCGAAAGCUACUGGAGGGAAGUUUCAGUUCCCAGGUCAGUCACGAAGUGGACGGCCUUAUCUUCCAGCCUACUGGGAAAUACAGGCCAGGCAGGUGUGAUGACAUCCUGAAGUGGAAACCACCCAGUCAGAACUCUGUGGAUUUCCGUCUGAAGAUCACCAAGGUCGGAGGAGAAGGGCUGAUCCCGCAGACGGUUGGACUGCUUUAUGUUGGAAACUAUGACAUGCCCUUUGCACAGAUGAAGGUGACGAAGGACCUUAAACAGUACGACAAUAAGAUCAUUGAGUGCACGUUUGUCAAUAACACGUGGGUGUUUAUGAGACAACGGAUAGACAAGAGUUUUCCCAACUCCUAUGACACAGCAAUGGCUGUGUGUAAUAGCAUCCAGCAUCCCGUCACUAAGGAAAUCCUCUUUGAGUUUCUGGACAGAUGUGCCCAGACGCAGGCACGCAAACACCCGCCCGACCCGGACGCCGAACUUAUGCCCCCUCCGCCUCCAAAGAGACCCAACCGGGCCAUACCGUAGCUGGCUUCAUUCAGGGGUGGUGGGAAACACAGUGAGUU